GCUAUAUAAGCUGGGAGCCCGGCCGUCCGGAGCAUACGGCAACCAACCACCCACUGACGACAUGGCUUCAAAGGUUAUCAUUUUCGUGGCGACACUGUCGCUGGCCAACGCUGGAUACCUGGGCGCUCCGGCAGUACUCGCUCCAGCAGCCCCCAUCGCCAGGGCGUACGCCCCCGCCAUAGCUGCCGCCCCCAUUGCUGCUGCUCCCAUCGCCAGGGCCUAUGCGCCAGCUAUUGCCGCCGCUCCAGCCGCGGUCGCCGCAGAGUACGACCCACACCCCGAGUACAGCUUCAGCUACAGCGUGAACGACGCCAUCACUGGAGACUCCAAGGCCCAGCAAGAGACCCGCAGCGGAGACGUCGUCCAGGGCAGCUACAGCCUGGCCGAGCCCGACGGUUCCAUCCGCACCGUCGACUACACGGCUGACCCCGUCAACGGUUUCAACGCCGUCGUGCACAAGGAAGCCGGCGCCCACCCUGCCGUGGCCGCCGCUCCCGCCCCCGUGGCGCUCGCCGCCCCCGCCAUCGCCGCUGCUCCGGUAAUCGCCGCCGCCCCCGCCAUCACCGCCGCCCCCGCUCUGGCCUACGGCGCCGGACUUGGCUACGGCUACGCCGCGGCCGCUCCCAUCGCUGCGGCGGCCAUUGCUGCACCCGCCAUUGCUGCAGCCCCCAUAGCCAGGGCAGCUAUUGCUACGCCAGCUCUCGCCUACGGUGGACACGGCUAUGGCAGUCUGGGAUACACUAAAGCCAUAUUUGGCUAAACUGCACCCCACCAAAUUUGCGUCGAAUAAUUCAUGAAAGUUUCCAUUGAUCGUAUGCCCAUUCUUACAUGUAAAUAAACCAUUACCUAUUCAUCUA
This is a messenger RNA of Schistocerca gregaria, 857 nucleotides long. RefSeq names its product cuticle protein 21-like. The transcript has 2 exons. The record is from RefSeq and is a predicted model, not a curated record. Bases 62 to 760 code for a protein of 232 amino acids. Lineage: Eukaryota; Metazoa; Arthropoda; Insecta; Orthoptera; Acrididae. Gene Ontology annotation, cellular component: extracellular matrix.